AUGGAAAGUUUAGUGACCCCGAAGCAUCCUCAGCGUCGACAGCGAGAGAGCGAAGACGGGUCAGACGAUCCCGACGACUUUGACGCACCUCCGGACGUGAGCGCAGCGUAUGGCCUUUCACCGCCGAUAGAGGUCACCAGUCCCACGCACGAAACGGGACAUGUCACACCAGGACACAUUGUCGGCAGGCCAAUUCACGAGUCUCCAACACACGCACACUUUCAUGAUGUACACGAUACAAAUGGUUUACCGCCACCAAACCUCAUGAGCAUGGAUAACGCGCGCUUUGGACGUGAUAUACAGGCUAUCGAAGCUCAACACAGCAGCGAGACGCUCGUCGAACCGUUUGUUCGCGCGCCAGGAGCAGAACCAGGCCUAGAUCCAAGAAGAGAAUCUACAAAUAGGGCAUACGCUCACAUUAAAGAAGAUUGCGAGAUUGAGGUCGUGGAUUACAGCGAGGACCGUGUUCGGUUUCAACAAUUCCACAAUGAAUCGUUUAUCGCCUUUCUCAGGGGGUGCGACCGUCAGCCUCCUAUGAAAGUUCGAUGGAUCAAUAUAGCUGGUAUAUCAUGGGACGUCAUAAGUGCCCUAGCCCUAAAGUACCAGCUUCAUCCACUAUCAAUAGAGGAUAUUAUGCACAGUGGCCCGACCACACGCUCAAAAGCAGACUACUACCAACGACAUUUGUUUUUGCAUGUCCUAUGCCAUGCCUUGCACUCGAAAAGAUCGUCUCCUCUCGACGCAAAGUACCUCGCCGAAGAAGCCGAUGCAGCAACAACCUCAGGGUCUGAAGACUCGGAGGAGACCACGGUUACGGACGGCGGAACUGAGGCUGAAGAGGAAGAGUCGAAUCGCCGUGCUUUGCUUCGGCGCGUCACAAGACGUGGUAAGAGACGGCGGACAAAGUCUGUAGACACCGAAGCGUCGGCGGGGAAUAGCCAGAGUCGCAUGGGUAGCAUGCGCUGGUCCGAGGCAGUUGGACUGCUAAGUCCGGAAGGCCGUCGGCGGCAGGCACGGGUAGCCAAGCUAGAGGCUCUGAAGAAACGAGACCGAGUGCGGGUGCUAGUCUCGAAUGCAUUCUUUUUUCUCUUUAAAGAUGGGACGGUCAUCUCGUUACAUCAGGGCGACCGUGCGUUUGGAAAUCCAAUCUAUAAUCGACUCCGGCAUUCCGACACUGUGCUGCGAAAGGAUCCAGAGGGGUCUCUCCUUCUCCAAUCGCUCCUUGAUCUCAUUGUAGAUCAGAUGUUGGAUGUCAUAGACAAAUAUGGCGAUAAAAUUAAUGAGAGUGAGACUCAUGUCUUACUUAAACCCAAUAUGGAUGUAGUUCGAAGUCUACACAUUCUAUCAGCAGACUUGACCUUGAGGAAGCGGACGAUGCAACCUCUCAAGACGCUCAUCUAUGGGCUUCGUAGAUUCGACCUAGAAAGGACAGCAGCAGCGCUCGCCGUUGCUGGAAUUCCCCAGGGCCAGGUGCAGGGGUAUAUGAGCCCAAAGACGAAAGUCUACCUGGCUGAUAUUAGCGACCAUUUAGAAACGAUCACAUCCUCUCUCGAGCAAUUCAACACCAUGACCGACAACCUGAUCGAUUUCGUCUUUAAUAUGAAUGCGCAUGCGACGAAUAACCAGAUGAGACGAAUGACCAUUCUGACGCUCAUUUUUCUGCCCAUAACGGCCACGACUGGAUACUUUGGGAUGAAUUUUGCGACGAUGCCGUCUGUGCAAGAGCAUAGCGAGGCCAUGUUUUGGCAGAUUAUCCUACCUGUCAUGGUGGUGGUGGUGACGUGGGCAUUAUGGACGGACAUUUCGAGGGUGUUCAAGAUGUUUGGGCGACUGCGGUUGCUCAAAGGCGUCGAGGAGCGACAAAAGACGAAAGCACGGGAUGCAAAGCGAAUUGACCGGAAGCGACGGCAAACGAUGGAAGCGAAGAAGGCAGGGUGA
Serendipita indica DSM 11827 is the source of this 1938-nucleotide messenger RNA. The record is from the annotation of a GenBank genome assembly. NCBI's taxonomy places the organism in Eukaryota, Fungi, Basidiomycota, Agaricomycetes, Sebacinales, Serendipitaceae.